Messenger RNA from Camelus dromedarius (Arabian camel), 975 nucleotides. Its product is annotated as olfactory receptor 51D1. Gene Ontology annotation, biological process: G protein-coupled receptor signaling pathway. Gene Ontology annotation, cellular component: plasma membrane. Bases 1 to 975 code for a protein of 324 amino acids. The transcript has a single exon. The record is from RefSeq and is a predicted model, not a curated record. Gene Ontology annotation, molecular function: G protein-coupled receptor activity; olfactory receptor activity. NCBI's taxonomy places the organism in Eukaryota, Metazoa, Chordata, Mammalia, Artiodactyla, Camelidae.
AUGCAGAAGCCUCAGCUCUUGGGUCCUAUCAUGGCCACAUCAAAUGUAACUCUGGUCCAUCCAGCCUAUUUCCUGCUGGUGGGCAUUCCUGGCCUGGGUCCUAACAUACACUUUUGGCUGGCCUUCCCACUGUGUUGUAUGUAUGCCUUGGCGACCCUGGGCAACCUGGCCAUUGUCCUCAUCAUCCGUGUGGAAAGGCGCCUGCAUGAGCCCAUGUACCUCUUCCUGGCCAUGCUUUCCACCAUUGACCUGGUGCUCUCCUCUGUCACCAUGCCCAAGAUGGCCAGCCUCUUCCUGACGGGCAUCCAGGAGAUUGAGUUCAACAUCUGUCUGGCCCAGAUGUUCCUUAUCCAUGCUCUGUCAGCCAUGGAGUCCGCCAUCCUGCUGGCCAUGGCAUUUGACCGCUUUGUGGCCAUCUGCCUCCCACUGUGGCAUGCUGCUGUGCUCACAGGGCCCACGGUCGCCAAGAUCGGACUUGCUGCCCUGACCAGAGGGUUUGUAUUCUUUUUCCCUCUGCCCUUCAUCCUGAAGCGGUUGUCGUACUGCCAAAGGCACACUGUCACACACUCCUUUUGUCUGCACCAAGAUAUCAUGAAGCUGUCCUGUACUGACACCACGGUCAACGUGGUGUAUGGACUUUUCAUCAUCCUCUCAGUCAUGGGCGUCGACGCCCUCUUCAUUGGCUUCUCCUAUGUCCUCAUCCUGAGGGCUGUGUUGGAGCUGUCCUCCCGGGGGGCAGCACUCAAAGCUUUCAACACCUGCGUCUCACAUCUGUGUGCUGUGUUGGUUUUCUACGUGCCCCUCAUCGGGCUCUCUGUGGUGCACAGGCUGGGUGGCCCCACCUCCCUGCUCCACGUGAUUAUGGCUAACAUCUAUCUACUGCUACCCCCCGUGAUUAACCCUAUAGUCUAUGGAGCCAAAACCAAGGAGAUUCGUUCACGGGUCCUCCAUGUAUUCUCACAGGAUGGCAGGUGA